AUGACUGUUUUAGCGCAUCUUAAGUUUGAAGCAAUAUUUCUUGUUCUCGGAAUAUUGUUAUUAUGCCAUUUUGCUUCGGCUCAACGGACAAAAAUAUUAACGCAUAAUGCUUUUCCUGAGUACAAAAUUAAGUUGAAAGAACCGCGUCUUUGUGAUAAAACUGUUCAACAGUAUUCAGGAUAUCUUGAUGUUAGUAGCACUAAACAUCUAUUCUUUUGGUUUUUCGAAUCGAGAAAUAAACCUCAUGAAGAUCCGAUCGUUCUUUGGCUUAACGGUGGCCCAGG
Molecule: messenger RNA, 284 nt
Organism: Dentiscutata heterogama
Lineage: Eukaryota; Fungi; Glomeromycota; Glomeromycetes; Diversisporales; Gigasporaceae
Source: the annotation of a GenBank genome assembly